This is a messenger RNA of Sipha flava (yellow sugarcane aphid), 1393 nucleotides long. It is a transcript of the gene Tmhs, whose product is annotated as LHFPL tetraspan subfamily member 3 protein. The transcript has 3 exons. Lineage: Eukaryota; Metazoa; Arthropoda; Insecta; Hemiptera; Aphididae. Bases 295 to 1161 code for a protein of 288 amino acids. Gene Ontology annotation, cellular component: plasma membrane. Gene Ontology annotation, biological process: sensory perception of sound. The record is from RefSeq and is a predicted model, not a curated record.
CCCACCGGGCACCAUCAUAAUGAGAAAAUAAGACCAAGUUGUUGUUAUUUUUAAUCUCAUUGUACGGGAAAUAAGUGGGUCUCGCUUGCAACGUUCUUUCCCAUCUCAAUCGUUGAAAAUCAUCGGAUCGAAAAGACGUUUUAGUCGAACAAUAACAUUUCCGCUCUAGCGGUUUCGUGUAACUGUGAGUAUAUAUACUUGGUAGACAGUAUGAUGUGGUGUUCCUGAUAACUAGGUUUUUAUCCGUUAUCUGUACCACACAAUUUUCGUUCGAUUCGAAUCCGUUUUUGAAAAAUGGGUUCCAAAGUCGAGUACGUGGAUUCGUCACAGUUGUACGCCACGAAUUACGUGCGCAACGCCAAGGCGGUCGGCGUGUUGUGGGGUAUAUUCACGGUUUGCUACGCGAUCAUCGUUGCGGUGGCGUUCAUCACUCCCGAGUGGAUAGGCGACACGACGACAUCCGAAAACCCUGCCCGCUUCGGUCUGUGGAACAGUUGUUACUUCGGUAAUGGCGUGUCGUCCGCCGUCGAAGAUUGCCAGGGAAAACUGGAAUUGUCUAGCAUACCAAGUAUGGCUCUAAGAGUAGCAGCUAUUUUCGGUGGUGUGUCCGUGUGCAUUGCUAUUGUAAUUGUGGUGAUGUUGUUACUGUUCUUUUUCUUUCAAACGACCACUGUGUAUCUUCUCUGUGGAUGGUUACACAUUUUAUCUGCUGGUUGUCUGAUCACAUCCAUUGUUGUGUUUCCAUUUGGCUGGGACUCGCCCAAUAUUCAGAAAACGUGUGGUCCCAAUGCUAAAAGCUACAAUCUUGGUGAUUGUAGCUUUCGUUGGGCAUAUUUAUUAGCUGUUAUUGCUGGUGUGGAUGCACUUAUUCUGUCAGCAUUAGCAUUUAUUUUAGCCACUAGACAUAUAAAACUCCAACCAGAACCAUUAUACGCUUCUACUUUACGCAAAGGUGAAAUGAACGGAUAUUUGGGCGAUAGUAGUGUAUCAAUGGCUGGAUCUAGAAAAUCUUUGAAUUUACAACCCGUUAUGCUGAUGCCACAACCGAUGAUGGAUCAAGACAGGUUUUCUGAGUUUUCCAAUAGAACAGGUCGCUCUCAUAAAGGUGCCAUGUAUAGACCAGAGUAUGCUUCAUCUAGCAUUCAUAAUUUUCAACUUUGAAUAUUUUUCAAGAAAAAUAAUGAUGAAUUCAAGGGUUUAAAAAUUAUAAUGUAUGCAACAAAUUAAUAUCAGUAAGAUUUUUACUCAUAAAUAUAAUUAAUGUCUGUAAUGGAUGUUAAUAUUAAAUUAUUUACAUUGUUGACUAUGUAUUUUUUAGUUCUUGCCGUUAAGAACAUACUUGAUAGUAUUAAAACAUAUAAAUUACGAUUACAGUUAUUAUAAGUAAUCUUGG